AUGGAAACGUUGAAGGACUUCAAGUUUGAUUUCUCAUAUCACCCUGGCAAGGCCAAUUUGGUGGCGGAAGCCUUGAGUCGCAAGAAGACAAUUGAAUUUGCAGCCCCGCUCAUGGUGAGAGAGUGGGAUAUAGUGGAAUUCGUUCGAGACUUCGACAUGAAGCUCACCGUGGAGGAACCGUACGAGGUCGUAGCCCACAUUCAGGCCCAAUCGCUGAUUAACGGUAAAAUCAUUGAAGCUCAAGGGGGCAAUGAGCAUUUGAAGAAGAUGAGGGAAAAAGCAAGGAAUGAUGGGAAGACCGAGUGGAGGAUCGGUACCGAUGGAGGAUUGCGGUACCGAGGCCGCCUUUGUGUUCCAAAUCUUCAGGAGAUACGAGGAGUUCUAAAUGCCGCUCACAACUCCAAGGUAGCGAUGCAUCCGGGUAGUACCAAAAUGUACCAGGAUCUGAAUUGA
Messenger RNA from Magnolia sinica, 453 nucleotides. RefSeq lists its product as uncharacterized. The transcript has a single exon. The record is from RefSeq and is a predicted model, not a curated record. Lineage: Eukaryota; Viridiplantae; Streptophyta; Magnoliopsida; Magnoliales; Magnoliaceae. Bases 1 to 453 code for a protein of 150 amino acids.